Molecule: messenger RNA, 546 nt
Organism: Acanthamoeba castellanii str. Neff
Lineage: Eukaryota; Discosea; Longamoebia; Acanthamoebidae
Product: Gephyrin, putative
Exons: 6
Coding region: 1-546 (181 amino acids)
Biological process (GO): Mo-molybdopterin cofactor biosynthetic process
Source: RefSeq, a predicted model, not a curated record
AUGGCAGAACAGAGUGGGCACACGACAGUGGAGGUGGGCGUGUUGACUGUGAGCGAUCGAGUGUCGCGCGGGGAGGCCGAGGAUCUCAGCGGACCUCUCGCCAUCUCCAUCAUCGAGCAGCACCUCAAGCACGCCAAGGUUGUGGCGACCGCUGUGGUUGCAGAUGAAGUGGACGACAUCCAGCGGGUGCUGAAGGAAUGGAGCGAUGGACGUAAGCUGCAGCUCAUUCUCACGACCGGAGGCACCGGGUUCGCGCCGCGCGACAUCACGCCCGAGGCCACCAAGGCGAUACUGGACCGGGAGGCGCCCGGGAUGGUGGUGGCCAUGGUGUCGGCCUCGCUGCAGGUCACCCCGCACGCCAUGCUCAGCCGACCAGCCGCCGGCAUGCGGAAGCAGACGCUGAUUGUCAACCUCCCCGGUAGCUCGAAGGCCGUCAAGGAGAACAUCGACGUGCUUCUCCCGGUGCUUCCGCACGCGAUCGGCCUCUUGAGGCAGGACCCUCGCGCCGCGCAGCCUUCGCAGCACCACAAGCUCGACAUGAAGUAG